AAUCUCAAUAAUAAAAAUAAAAAGUGUCCCCAUCAUCGUAGUCUUGCUUGUGUUGCGGUGGAAGCCAUGAAGGCCGUGGUAAUAACUACCCCCGGCGACCCAGAAGUGCUUCAGCUGCACGAUGUUGACGAUCCCCUCAUCAACGACGGCGAGGUGCUCAUAAAGGUCGCCGCCUCAGCCUUGAACCGUGCUGACACUUUUCAAAGGAAAGGCUUGUAUGAGCUUCCAAGUGGUAAAACCCCUUAUCUAGGUCACGAAUGCUCUGGCACCAUUUUAGCGGUUGGGAAUAACGUCACCCGCUGGAAAAUUGGUGACAAGGUGUGUGCUCUUCUCGACGGUGGAGGCUAUGCUGAGAAGGUUGCUGUUACAGCUUCACAAGUUCUACCUAUUCCACCUGGUGUCUCUCUUGAGGAUGCUGCUAGUCUUCCUGAGGUGGCAUGCACUGUUUGGUCAACUGUUUUUAUGACAAGUAAACUCUCUGCUGCUGAAACUUUCUUGGUUCAUGGGGGUGCCAGUGGAAUUGGCACAUUUGCAAUUCAAAUGGCAAAAUGCCAAGGAGCAAGAGUCUUCGCUACUGCAGGAAGCGACGAAAAGCUAGCUGCCUGUAAGGAUCUGGGAGCUGAUGUUGUCAUCAAUUACAAGACAGAAGACUUUGUUGCAAGAGUGAAAGAAGAAACAGGAGGGAAAGUUGCCUCUACCUAUAUUACUGCAGGUGUUGAUGUCAUUCUGGAUCAUAUUGGAGGAUCGUACCUUCAGCGAAACUUGGACAGCUUAAACAUUGAUGGAAGGCUAUUCCUCAUUAGCAUAAUGGGUGGAGCUAUAGGAGAAGUAAAUCUGAAUGGUAUGCUCACAAGGCGCCUCACAAUUCAUGCUGCUCGGUUGAGAUUUAGAAGUGCAGAGAAGAAGGCAGAGAUAAUAAGAGAGGUGGAGAAGAAUGUGUGGCCUGCAGUUGCUGCUGGGAAGGUGAAGCCUGUUGUCUAUAAAUAUUUUCCAUUAUCAGAAGCCGCAGCAGCUCAUAAACUCAUGGAGAGUAGCAUGCAUAUUGGCAAGAUAUUGCUUCGCCCACAAUGUUGAAAAGUCCUUAAAUCCAUGACUUUGUUGAAUAUUUCAUUGUAACAUAAUGAUAUGCAGUGCUUGAAGGAGUUGGCUUUUAAUCGUGUUGGACAAAACUUCUUGUAAAUUGUAAUCUUGUUUUCAUGCUGCUUAAUGGUUAUGGAUUUAUUAGUAGCCAUUUAUUUUUCUGAAUAAUUAAUCACUAUUCAUUAUUUAUAUGAUAAGGCUUUUUUUUUGUCUCUUUUAUUAGAGAUAAGAACAUA
Arachis stenosperma is the source of this 1316-nucleotide messenger RNA. RefSeq lists its product as uncharacterized. The transcript has 6 exons. Gene Ontology annotation, molecular function: oxidoreductase activity; zinc ion binding. The coding region runs from base 67 to 1074 and encodes 335 amino acids. The record is from RefSeq and is a predicted model, not a curated record. Lineage: Eukaryota; Viridiplantae; Streptophyta; Magnoliopsida; Fabales; Fabaceae.